AUGAGGGGGGCCCCAGAUUUAUCGCGGCCGGUCCACCCUCGACCCGGCUCUUUGGGAAAUUGUAAAUAUUCACAGGGACGAUAUCACUGGCCCGUUUUUCCAACCUGUCGCCGGAGCGACUUCCAGCUGUGUCGCCAGGUUAACGAAUCGCCUCUCCAGCGUGCAGUAGAUAGUGUCUCUGUGCUUGUGAUAUCUUGCCAGCAGCUCCCGGCCUACUCUAGUCCACACUGGACUGGUACAGUCCCAAAUACAGGAGAAGCUAGACACCAUCGGAACCCUGCCUUUGGCCGUAAUAGGGGUCGUCCCGAGGGAGUCCUGUACGUGACGAGAGUCCUGCUGAAGAGGUCCUUGCGAAGAGGUUCUGACGAAGAGGGUGCUAUGAUUCUAUUAGCUGUUUGUCCCUCCUCUCCUAACUUCUUCCUCCUUCGCCUUAUGGUCUAUCAAUGUCUAAUCUAA
Nezara viridula (southern green stink bug) is the source of this 456-nucleotide messenger RNA. Lineage: Eukaryota; Metazoa; Arthropoda; Insecta; Hemiptera; Pentatomidae. The record is from the annotation of a GenBank genome assembly.